CUUUGCAAUACCUUUUCCCUUACUACCAGGACCAGUUCACCUGCCCAGACGAGUACGAGGACCCGGCGGUUUUGUAUGAAGCCAUCCAAUCUUUUGAAGAAAAGGUGGUGAUAUGUCACGAAGGGGACCCCGCCUGGCGCAGCGCGGUGCUCUCCAACAGGGAGGAGCUGCUAACCCUGCGACACGUGGUAGAUGAAGGAGCCGACGAAUAUAAAGUUAUCAUGCUCCACAAAAGCUACUUGAGCUUCAAGGUUAUCAAGGUCAACAAGGAGUGCGUCAGAGGGCUUUGGGCUGGGCAGCAGCAGGAACUGAUUUUCCUACGCAAUCGUAACCCGGAGAGGGGAAGCAUCCAGAACAAUAAACAGGUCUUGCGGAACUUAAUUAACUCUUCGUGUGAUCAGCCGCUGGGAUAUCCAAU
Eurypyga helias (sunbittern) is the source of this 418-nucleotide messenger RNA. Its product is annotated as pecanex-like protein 2. The annotation marks the transcript as partial. The transcript has 2 exons. The record is from RefSeq and is a predicted model, not a curated record. NCBI's taxonomy places the organism in Eukaryota, Metazoa, Chordata, Aves, Eurypygiformes, Eurypygidae. Gene Ontology annotation, cellular component: membrane.